AUGAAAUUCAAGAACUUAGAUAUCAUUUAUUUCAUACUUUUUUCACUUAUCAACCUUGUCCAUGGAGAAAAGCUAGCAAAAUACGAUUCUGGAUUAAAAUCUAGGUUUGUGAAUGCUUGUUAUUAUCAAAUGGUUGGGGAAGUAUCAUUUUGUCCAACAGAAGAUAUUGGUUGCCUGUGUACCAAUAAAAAUGCACUUGCAACAGUUGCAGGAUGUUUAUAUGGUAUAAACAAAACUGAAUCACAAUACACUAGGAAUCUCAAUGAGGUUUGUUCAUAUUAUAAUGCAACAGUUAAUGAUGAUUGGUUUCAAGAAUCAAUAGGGUAUUACUUGUCUGAUGCUAAAUCUGCUGAUCAAAUUGAAAAUUUUAACAUGAGUGUUCCUAUCGAUAUUCCCUUUAUACUUAAUAGAACAAACACUGAGUAUAUGCAAUCAUCAUACACUAGAUUUUAUAACAAUUAUGGUCAUUCGAUUGAUUAUGGUUCAGGAAUUUUAGGUUAUUGGUUAUUGGUUUUACUUUUAGGGGCUUUUACAAAUUGGUUUAAAGUUUUUUUUCCAAAUACCACUAAGAAAUUGACAAAUCCUGCAAUCAAUUGGUGGAGAGCUAAUGUUUCAAUGCCUGCUACUUUUGGUAAAAAAAGAGUUCAAGAACAGAGUUUUUUAAAAUUUUUCAAUUUUUUAAUACCUUCAAGAUUUGAAUCAAUUGUUCUAUUUUUAUUUUACUGCAUCACAAUUUUAGUAAAUUCAAUAAAUUUGAAAGGUGUUGAUGGAGAUUACAUUGGUGAAACCAAAUACAUGAGUGAAAUUAGAUAUGUUGCUGAUAGAACUGGUAUUAUUGCAACAGUAAUGAUGCCUUUGGUAUUCUUAUUUGCCGGUAGAAAUAACUUCUUACAAUGGAUAGUUGGUUGGAAUUAUAGUACAUUUAUGACUUACCAUAGACAUACCGCUAGAGUCAUGUUUGCUUUAGUUGUUAUACAUGCUGUUACAUUUACUAUUGUGUUUGUUCCAUAUUAUGCUGAAUCAGUUAAAGAAACUUACUUCAAAUGGGGUAUUGUCGCUGGAGUUUGUGGAGGUAUAAUAAUGAUUCAAGCAAUGCUAUUUUUUAGAAGAAGAUGGUAUGAAAUAUUUUUAUUCUUACAUAUUUCUUUAGCUGUUUUUUGGGUAGUUGGAACUUGGUAUCAUGUUGUUGAACUCGGUUUUAUUUGGGUUUUCUAUCCUACGAUUGGUGUAUGGGGAUUAGAUAGAGUAAUCAGACUUGGUAGAUUGAUUGCAUUUGGAUUUCCUCAAGCUGAUGUAACUUUAUUAUCUGAUGAAACAUUAAAGGUUGUUGUACCUAAACCUAGUUAUUGGAAAUCUAUCCCUGGUGGACAUGCAUUUAUUCAUUUUUUAAAACCAACUUAUUUUUAUCAAUCACAUCCAUUUACUUUUACUGAUUCAGUUGAUCAAGGAAGUUCAAUAAUCUUGUAUGCAAAAGUUAAAGGAGGUAUCACAAGAAACUUAUACAAGUCUUUGGCUCAACAACCUGGUAGAACAUGCAAAGUUAGAGUUGGUGUUGAAGGACCAUAUGGAGAAUCAACUGCUGCUAAAUAUGCUAAUACGGCUGUAUUUAUUGCUGGUGGAAAUGGUAUUCCAGGGAUUUAUUCUGAAGCAGUUGAUGUUGCUGUUCAUAGUAAAGAUGGUUCAAAUAGGGUUAAACUUACGUGGAUUGUUAGAGAAUGGAGAUCAUUAUAUUGGUUUUACGAAGAGUUAAUGAGCUUGAAGAAAGUCAAGAUAGAAACUACAAUUUAUGUUACUCAACCAAAUAGUCAUAUAUUUAUGGAUGAAUUCAAUAAUAGAUUCACAGGAUUGGAAAGACUUUCAAUUGAUAAACCAGAAGAUUCAGAGGGUUUAAGUUUGGAAAAAGACGAUUCAUUUAAAGAAAUCACUAAAUUAGAAGAAACUUCAUGUGAUGAAAAAACAGAUCUUGAUCCUUGUCAUAUAAUAAAUACCAUUAAAUCAGAAUUAUCACAUAUUAGUUUCAAGGAAGGUAGACCAUGUAUCGAGACAUUAAUUCCCGAGGAAUUAAAAGAAUCCAGUGGAUCAGUUGCAUUUGUCACUUGUGGUCAUCCUAUAAUGGUUGAUGAAAUCCGUUAUUAUUGUAGUAAAAAUGUCUGUAAUAAAGAGAGAAAAAGAGUUGAUUUUUAUGAACAAGUUCAAGUCUGGGCUUAA
Messenger RNA from Lodderomyces pseudojiufengensis, 2208 nucleotides. RefSeq lists its product as uncharacterized. Gene Ontology annotation, biological process: iron ion transport; intracellular iron ion homeostasis; copper ion import. The coding region runs from base 1 to 2208 and encodes 735 amino acids. The transcript has a single exon. Gene Ontology annotation, cellular component: plasma membrane. NCBI's taxonomy places the organism in Eukaryota, Fungi, Ascomycota, Pichiomycetes, Serinales, Debaryomycetaceae. The record is from RefSeq and is a predicted model, not a curated record. Gene Ontology annotation, molecular function: ferric-chelate reductase activity.